This is a messenger RNA of Umbelopsis ramanniana AG, 1461 nucleotides long. RefSeq lists its product as uncharacterized. Lineage: Eukaryota; Fungi; Mucoromycota; Umbelopsidomycetes; Umbelopsidales; Umbelopsidaceae. Bases 243 to 1295 code for a protein of 350 amino acids. Gene Ontology annotation, biological process: mitotic intra-S DNA damage checkpoint signaling; double-strand break repair; replication fork processing. Gene Ontology annotation, molecular function: DNA binding; nuclease activity. The record is from RefSeq and is a predicted model, not a curated record. Gene Ontology annotation, cellular component: nucleus; Holliday junction resolvase complex. The transcript has 4 exons.
UCCAGCUUUUCCAAUGCGUUAAAUUUUAUUUGCUCAAGAUCACUUAACCUAAUUACUGCGCUGUGCAGAGAUCAUUGUCUAAAAUACUAGAAUCUAUAGCUGAAAGUGCGAAUGACACCGAAUCUGAAAGUAAGUCCGGAAGCAAAAGGAAAGGAAAGCGAAAACUUGAGGGCAAUGAGGCUGGAUCCAGUCAGAAAGAAUUGAAAGAGCAGACACGAUUGGAAAAGAAGCGGGAACGAGAAAUGGCGAAAGCACAAAAGGAAGCGGAAAAGAGGAAACUCAAGGAAUUGAAACAGGCAAAUGCUCUUCGCAGUGCGUCAAAGGACACUCUCCAUGACACCAUUCUAUGCCUAGAAAAAACACUCUAUGGUUCUGAACUUGGAGAGGCUAUCAAAUCUCAAUUCAUAGGAAAAGCAGCUGAAAUUGUUGAGAUAGAGGAUGACGUUCAAUAUACCAUACGAUGGCAAACGAAGACCAAAGCAGAAUGGGAUAGUCUUUCUCAAAGUUUUAUACCUUUUGAAAACAAAAAGACCACUAUUGUCAAGAACAGACAUGUGGCUUUGUGGAUGAACAUGCAGCGAUUCACAAUUAUGAUUCAAAACGAAGACCUCAUCCCAACCUUGGCUGGAAUUAAGGCACAGCAAGCUGGCUCUCAAGUUGUGCUGAUUGUAGAAGGUUUACAAAAAUACUAUAGAGAUCAAAAGAACCAUCGAUCAAGAGCGUUCCAGAACUCAGUACUGAAAGGUAUAGCUGAAGAAUUUGGAGAGCAACGCAGUAGACCCGCCACCUCGAAGAAGCCACGCACCUCUAAAACCGAUUGGAUUGCGGAUGGGCCCGAUAAAAAUACCAUAGAAGAUAUCAUGCUCUCACUUCAACUGAGCGAGAAAAUCAUGAUUGUACAUACUGCUAAUAUUACAGAGACUGCUUCAUGGAUAGCGUCGUUUUCAGCUACUAUGGCGACAACUAAUGCAUCGUCAGAAUUACUGGAUUUUUACAUGGACGUUCGGGCUAAGUCAGGGAUUGAUUCAACGGACACAUGGCUAAAGAUGCUUCAAAAUAUUCAAAAGUGCACUGACGCCGUUGCCAAAGCCAUUGUACAAGAAUACCCCACCGUGUACUCACUUUAUGACGCCUACACGAAAACUCAAUCGGUUGAAGAGGCUGAGAUGCUCUUGGCUGAUAUCGAGGUACAACGGUCAGUCAUUACCAAUCGGGAUCGUUUCGUGAACAAAGCCAUGUCCAAAAAGAUUUACAGCAUCCUCAUGUCGGACGACAAUAAACUGGUGAUAUCAUGAGCCGCGAAUUCAUCGGCGAAAAAAAUUCCUUGUCAUCCUCGCCGAGCCCAUCCAUGUGUAAAUACAACCAAGUUCCACAAGACCGAUAUGUACAUUCUCCUAAUUCAUAAUGAACGCGUAAAGUAAUGAAAAAUAUUUGUUUCCCUAACAUAUUCAAUGACUAAAC